GGGAUUACCACCCCGGCCUCUCGUCACUCGCAGCUUCGACCUCCCAUCCGGCGACCAGCUCAGUCCAUUCUGCAAGACCAAACCGCCCUCAACCCCAUCGCCACAAUACUGAAUUCUUCACUCCUGGUAAACCUGCAGGAGAUCCCCUCGAUCAAAUUGUUUCUGACCCCCCACUCUGACGUACGGCCUCGCGCAUCCGAGUCGCGAUCAUGGGUCAGAAUCAGUCUGGAAUGGGCGGCGGCCAGGACGGCCGUGAUGAGCAGGGAAAGAAGAAGGAUAAGCCGAAGUACGAGCCCCCGCCAAAGCCCACCACCCGCGUCGGUCGCAAGAAGAGAAAGCAGGCAGGCACCAGUGCCGCCGCGAAGCUCCCCGCCAUCUACCCAUCUCAGCGAUGCAAGCUGCGACUCCUGCGUAUGCAGCGUGUCCACGACCAUCUACUUCUUGAGGAGGAAUAUGUUGAGAACCAGGAGCGUCUGAGGAAGGCCAAGGCUGCGAAAGAUAGCAACGCCCCACCUGCUGCCGAUGACGCCGCCGACCGCAACGCCGACGAACGUGGCCGUGUCGAUGACAUGCGAGGAAGCCCGAUGGGUGUUGGAACCCUUGAGGAGAUGAUCGAUGAUGACCAUGCCAUCGUUUCCAGUACCACGGGCCCCGAGUACUACGUGAGCAUCAUGAGCUUCGUCGACAAGGAUCUGCUCGAGCCGGGCGCCAGUGUUCUCCUUCAUCAUAAGACCGUCAGCAUUGUCGGUGUCCUGACCGACGACACCGACCCAGCGGUUAGCGUGAUGAAGCUCGACAAGGCCCCUACGGAGUCGUACGCGGAUAUCGGUGGUCUGGAGCAACAGAUUCAAGAAGUCCGAGAGUCGGUGGAGUUGCCCUUGCUGCAUCCCGAGCUUUACGAGGAGAUGGGUAUCAAGCCCCCCAAGGGUGUCAUCCUGUACGGUGCUCCGGGUACUGGAAAGACGCUCUUGGCCAAGGCAGUGGCGAACCAGACCUCGGCGACUUUCCUGCGUAUCGUCGGCUCCGAGCUGAUCCAGAAGUACUUGGGUGAUGGCCCGAGGUUGGUCCGACAGCUUUUCCAGGUUGCUGGAGAAAACGCACCUUCAAUUGUCUUCAUCGACGAGAUUGACGCCAUUGGAACAAAGCGUUACGAAUCCACGUCGGGUGGCGAGCGAGAAGUGCAGCGAACCAUGCUCGAGCUUCUCAACCAGCUUGAUGGUUUUGAUGACCGUGGCGACGUCAAAGUUAUCAUGGCCACCAACAAGAUCGAAACCCUGGAUCCUGCCCUGAUCCGGCCCGGCCGGAUCGACCGCAAGAUUCUCUUCGAGCCCCCAGACCAAAACACCAAGCGCAAGAUCUUCCAUCUGCAUACGUCCAAGAUGAACCUUAAUGAGGACGUGGACCUGGAAGAGUUCAUUGCGCAAAAGGACGAUCUCUCGGGUGCCGACAUCAAGGCCAUCUGCUCAGAGGCUGGUCUGUUGGCCCUGCGGGAGCGGCGUAUGCGCGUGCAGAUGUCCGACUUCCGAUCUGCCCGAGAGAGGGUGCUCCGGACGAAGCAGGAGGGUGAGCCAGAGGGCCUGUAUCUAUAAGUGUAGGCGGUUGUACUGUUACGACUAGGGGAACGCCGGUGAUUCCGGCUGUGAAGGUGGCUGAGAGCAAGGGGGGGAAGGGCAAUCGGGACAGAUGAAUAGAUGGAUGGCAUUGACCAUGAUAAUGACGUCCACGUGAAGAGGCUACUCGAGCAACUGUGCCCUGUGCAUUGUGUGCAUUGGCAAGUGAUGCCUGGCAAAAUGAUCUCGCCUGACGCCCUGGGCUUGAGCGCCCCUGUGGUGAUUCAACCUCGAUAAUCAGUUGCUUGAGCGAGAGCGAGUCUCUGCUCGUAAACCGUCUGCUUAUAGAAUAUUUACGUAUAUGCUAACACUAAAUUAUCAGAAAGAACAUCUUCCAGGUAGGGCAACACUAGUCACAUCGACCUGCUGACUCGAUCCUGGCGCAAGCCUCCACACUUCACGACAACCUCAUCCUGCCCCACUCCUUUACGAUGACGGUAUGGAUCUGAGCCCAGAGAUGAGAGCCUGCUCUCAUGUCUCAAAUUCCCAAUCUCUGCUGACUACCUUGCCAAGGUAGGUCUUCCCUGGACGCUUUUCUCCAACCCGACGCCCAGCUCCUGUCGGCUGUCUUGGGGAGCCUCAACACCGCGGCCUCUCAUGUAUCCGUCUUCGUGGCUUAGUUGGUUAAAGCGUCGGUCUCAUAGAAUUGAC
Messenger RNA from Diaporthe batatas, 2261 nucleotides. RefSeq names its product proteasome regulatory particle base subunit RPT2. The coding region runs from base 210 to 1589 and encodes 459 amino acids. The record is from RefSeq and is a predicted model, not a curated record. Gene Ontology annotation, molecular function: ATP hydrolysis activity; proteasome-activating activity; ATP binding. NCBI's taxonomy places the organism in Eukaryota, Fungi, Ascomycota, Sordariomycetes, Diaporthales, Diaporthaceae. Gene Ontology annotation, cellular component: proteasome regulatory particle, base subcomplex. Gene Ontology annotation, biological process: proteasome-mediated ubiquitin-dependent protein catabolic process. The transcript is spliced from 4 exons.